Molecule: messenger RNA, 2368 nt
Organism: Astrephomene gubernaculifera
Lineage: Eukaryota; Viridiplantae; Chlorophyta; Chlorophyceae; Chlamydomonadales; Astrephomenaceae
Source: the annotation of a GenBank genome assembly
UUACGCAGAGAAAAGCAUGGGAUAGUCAACUCAGCUGUCAGCUCCGAGUGACCAAUUGCAGAUGGCCUGCUAACCAGCCAUCGCACGUGUGCUAUGGGGAACUUUCGUAUCAGCCUUGCCGAACUACUGAUCCAGAUUAUUGCUCAGGCGCAAUCUCUUUUUCUAUGGGUUCUCGGCUUUAGCAAGAUAGAACCAAAGGAGGUGAUUUACAAAGGGACAAAGCCAAGUCCGCCGAAGGCGGUCGCAGUGGUCUGGGCAGAAGCAGUUGUGGAGGACUCAGCCGUAAAGCAGCUUGCUGACAUCCUAAGAUGGUGUAACCAGGAACGUUUGGAGGAAUUCUACAUAUACGACCCGCUAGGCGAGCUCAAAGCCAGAUCGCACAAACUGGAAUGCGAGCUUCAUAACCACGUUGUCAGUGUUCAGGUGGGAUGGCGAGACGAACCCAUCGGCAGCCACCUCAGGUGUGACGCAUGCAGCUCCAAGGUGCCAACCGCACCACCGCCAGCAGCACCAGCCCCCGAGGGCGCUGUCGCCACACCCGCCGCUUCACAGGCGCUAGAGGCGAACCCGGCAAACCCGACAUGCACGACGUGCAAUCCUCGUGCCCUCCUUGGGGCACCACCAACCACCGGCAGCAGCCGUGACAGCGGCCGCACUGCAGGUGCGGCCUGCGUAGCUGCAACAGCUCCAGCAACAGCGGACCGGGCACUAGAGCGGCCGCUUCGGCAGCACCUGCCCAGCGUCACAUGCGACGGGGAUGCUGCAGAGGGUGCAACGGCAGCAGCAGCAGCAAAGGGUGAUGAUGGUUCGGUGCUCUCGGUUGCAACGGCAGCAGCCCACGAGGGCGAUGCUGAAGGAGGCGCUGCUGCCGGUGCUGCUGCUGCUGCGUCGGCGGCGGCAGCUUGCUGUCAAGGCGACAGUAGUAGCUACGAGGUGUCGUCGUGUACGUUAGACGCAGGCAGAGACUGCGCUUGUGCACUGGAGCAUGCUGGAGCCGCCUGCAGAGCGGCGAGCGGCAGCGACGGUAUCAACACUACGUGCGCUCUCAGCAACAGCAGCGGCAGCGACAGUUCUGGAAAGCUGUUGCCGUCAUCAUCGCCAUCAACCCCAACUUGCGGAGGGUCUGGGUCCGAAUCCAGGCGUCUCAACGGAGCUUGCGUUCUGGAGCGGGAAAAGGGAUUGGAAGAGGGUCAUGAUUGUGGUUUGUAUGGUUGCUUUUAUCAUCCCCAGCAGCAGCAGCAGGGGCAUGGGGAGCAGAAGCAAGAGGGGCAGGUACAGUGCUCCCGCGGCCUGGAGGAUUGGAUGGGAGCUCGACAGUCAGGACAGCACAAACGACAUCAGUCAGGACGGCAACAGCAGCCGGCACACCGGGGCAACAACAUCAUCACCAGCGGUGGCAGUGGCGGCGGCAGCAGCGGCAAGACCGGGAACCCUCCCCCACCGCAAGAGCAGCUGCAGCAGCAGCAGCAGCGGCUAAUCCGGGUGCAUGUGCUGGCAGCGGAAGACGCUUAUGAACCGGUGCUGCAGGCGAUUCGCAGCGGCGGGGUGUGCGGGGGGUGCAGUGGGCUCCUGCCUUUGCAGAGGGGGCCCUACCGCGAAGGGUUGGCUCGGCUGCGGGGCCAGGUGGCGCAGCUGGCGGGGCCGGCGGUACUGGAGCAGCCGGAGCUCGUGCUGGUGGUGGGCCCGGCGCUGACGCUGGCCGGCUACCCGCCCCUCCAGGUGGCGGCCUCGGAGAUCCUGCACCUGGGCCCUGCUGCGGACCUGUGUGAGGCGCGUGUGGAGGCGGCCAUGGCCAAGUUCCUGUGCACGGAGCAGCGCUUUGGGAGGUGAUGGCGUGAUGGCUGGUGUGCUGCGUGUUAUGGGGCCACAGCGCGUGCGCGUGUGCAUGAGGUUUUCGUAUGUAAGUGUAGGUUAUUAGGCCGAGAGGUUCUUUGUCAGGAGGGUGCAUGUAUAGGGCUAACCAGUAACAUGUUCAGCUGGCGACGCCAUGGUGCUUCUUUCCAGUAGGAAUAGGGAUUGGAGGUAGGGAAAAGUGAGGAAUAACACAUUUCAAAGUAGCGCUUCGCCUAAUCUGCUAGAAGUAGUGUUAGGAGGGAUAGUAGCUUGUGCUGGUAGGUUUGUUAGUUAUGGACGCGGCUGUUUGUUGGCCUGCUAGGCGCUUGGUGGAGUGUGAUUAGCUGCAGCCGAGCUGCAUGAGGUUUGCUUGCGGGUUGGAAGCACUGGUCUUUUGUGGCACAGUCUUGCAUCCAUCGUGCAAAAUAACACCCCGACUAGGAGGAGAGGUUUGUGAGGACCAGCCGCUUCGCUGCCACAGAACCCGCAGUGCGGGCGUCGUUUAGGAUCAGGAGAAUGCGGCUGUACCUGCGAC